Messenger RNA from Coregonus sp. 'balchen', 18765 nucleotides. The record is from the annotation of a GenBank genome assembly. Lineage: Eukaryota; Metazoa; Chordata; Actinopteri; Salmoniformes; Salmonidae.
AUGACGGUGAGGGGGACCCUGUAAACUAAAUGACUGUCAGAAAUAUCGCCUCCAUUUGUAAUAUGGUAAGUAGCCAUAGCUCCUUCGAGUGUCUGCUGCAGUCACUUUCGGCCACCUUGUCUGUGUAAUGAUGAUGAUGAGAGAGGUUCAUGGUCGAAUUGCUCCUGGGAGCUCGAGCUGAUCCGCUGUAGUAUCAAGCCACCAGUCCUUGCUUGACAGGGAUGCCAUCAUUUUGGAAGGGUAGCUUUAUCUUGAAUGAUGAGUAUGAGGCCUACAUGUUUAGCUACUCUAGCCAAAUAAACACAUACAAUGUAUAUUGGCAACGUCAGGAAAAUGGGUAUCAGACAGCAACGUUGUCACACAUAAAGCUUGCUGUGCAAACGUCACAGUCACCUCUUAGUACGGUGAGUGACGUGGUUUGACACGUUGAUUUCAAGUGUCAGUCUCGUGUGAAUUUAAAGAUCCCGAAGCUUAGCUUGGAAGUGAAGCAAGGGAAUAUGACAGAUCCUCUCAUAUGGGCAUGGAACUAUGCUAAUCUAUAUUUAAAGGGCCCAUGUGCUGUGUGAAAGUGGUUUUCAGGUCAGUUUCCUCAAUUACAUUUUUAGUCACAGUCAGAGAAUAUCCUGUCUCAUGACAAUGGUCCCAUCCCCACUGCUGCACAUGUAUACACCUUUGUGUACCUGCUGCAGAGCCAAGGGAGGGAUUGGUGAAUGCAGUGUAAUAAGCUUUUAGUGGUGGGAGACUUUGAUUACAAUUAUUCUAUGAUUAAUUUAAAUGUUUUGGGUUCAUUGUCUCACAUGGAGGUGAUGACUUAGACGUCUUGCCAAGGGCAUUAAUGAUGGGCAUCUUACUGACUCGGUGUAUAGAGGAGGUCCUUAGGUGUAACACUUUACAUUGCAGUGUCCUUAUGACUGUGUAAUUAGUCCACACAGUAAUAAGGACACUAGGGUAUUGUAGUGUUACCUUUCUUUACCAGAACCGUGUUUAGGCUACUGAAUCUAGCUGUUGAUAAGGAUUCAAAAGUUCAGGAAGAUGUCAUGUUUGGAAGUACAAACAUUUUAUGUGACACAGAGCAUUUGAUUGGUGUUGAAUGGGACUGUUAUCAUCUGGUCUUUGUUUUCUUUCCUUUGUACCAUUGUUUGUGUAAGCUUUGAUGGGACGUUAUUAUUUAGAUGAGACAAGCAAGUGUACAUUGUCUAGUUUGAUGGAACACUUAAUGUGUCUUUGGCUCAGCGGUGUGUGUCUGUAUGAGAAAUUCAAGCUUGAGGAGUCAGUCAAAACGGAAAUCAGAGACAACAAAGCAAGGUAUUCUGGUCUGCUUUGACUGAGAGAAAAUGAUAGCGAUUUUAAGACUAAAGCAACGCUAGCAGAAGUCUCUGUUCACUCAACAAAGCCAUGGCCUCAUCUGGAACCUCUGAGCUCUGGUUAGCCAAUGGGCUCGGUCAGGAGAUAAAUGCCCUGUCACCACAUUACGGAAUGUUAAAUGCUCUUGAAUAUUUACAUCCCCCCUGAGUGAAGAGGUUGGUAGGGAGUUUGUCUGAUGAUGAAACCAAAUUAUUCCUGAUUUCCAGUAGUAUGAAUAAGCAGGGUUUGUGAUGGGGAAACUGCGAGCUUCAUGAAAGCCAUAAUAGGCCGGAGUGGACUGCCAGUCAUGGUCAGAAAUAAUCCAGGCAUUGACAUACACUACCGGUCAAAAGUUUUAGAACACCUACUCAUUCAAGGGUUUUUCUUUAUUUUUACUAUUUUCUACAUUGUAGAAUGAUAUGGGAAGACAUCAAAACUAUGAAAUAAUACAUAUGGAAUCAUGUAGUAACCAAAAAAGUGUUAAACAAAUCAAAAUAUAUUUUAUAUUUGAGAUUCUUCAAAUAGCCACCCUUUGCCUUGAUGACAGCUUUGCACACUCUUGGCAUUCUCUCAACCAGAUUCACCUGGAAUGCUUUUCCAACAGUCUUGAAGGAGUUCCCACAUAUGCUGAGCACUUGUUGGCUGCUUUUCCUUCACUCUGCGGUCCGACUCAUCCCAAACCAUCUCAAUUUGGUUGAGGUCAGGGGAUUGUGGAGGCCAGGUCAUCUGAUGCAGCACUCCUUCACUCUCCUUCUUGAUAAAUAGCCCUUACACAGCCUGGAGGUGGGUUGGGUCAUUGUCCUGUUGAAAAACAAAUGAUAGUCCCACUAAGCCCAAACCAGAUGUGAUGGUGUAUCGCUGCAGAAUGCUGUGGUAGCCAUGCUUGUUAAGGGUGCCUUGAAUUCUAAAUAAAUCACAGACAGUGUCACCAGCAAAACACCCCCACACCGUAACACCUCCUCCUCCAUGCUUUACGGUGGGAAAUACAUAUGCGGAGAUCAUCCGUUCACCCACACAACGCCUCACAAAGACACGGUGGUUGGAACCAAAAAUCUCCAAUUUGGACUCCAGACCAAAGGACAGAUUUCCACCGGUCUAAUGUCCAAUGCUCGUGUUUCUUGGCCCAAGCAGGUCUCUUCUUAUUAUUUGUGUCCUUUAGUAGGUUUCUUUGCAGCAAUUCGACCAUGAAGGCCUGAUUCACACAGUCUCCUCUGAACAGUUGAUGUUGAGAUGUGUCUGUUACUUGAACUCUGUGAAGCAUUUAUUUGGGCUGCAAUGUCUGAGGCUGGUAACUGUAAUGAACUUAUCCUCUGUGGCAGAGGUAACUCUGGGUCCUCAUGAGAGCCAGUUUCAUCAUAGCGCUUGAUGGUUUUGCAACUGCACUUGAAGAAACUUUAAAAGUUCUUCAAAUGUUCCGUAUUGAGUGACCUUCAUGUCUUAAAGUAAUGAUGGACUGUAAUUUAUCUUUGCUUAUUUGAGCUGUUCUUGCCAUAAUAUGGACAUGGUCUUUUACUAAAUAGGGCUAUCUUCUGUAUACCCCCACUACCUUGUCACAACACAACUGAUUGGCUCAAACGCAUUAAGAAGGAAAUAAAUACAUUCCACAAAUUAACCUUUAAGAAGGCACUCCUGUUAAUUGAAAUGCAUUCCAGGUGACUACCUCAUGAAGCUGGUUGAGAGAAUGCCAAGAGUGUGCAAAGCUGUCAUCAAGGCAACUGGGUGGCUAUUUGAAGAAUCUCAAAUAUAAAAUAUAUUUUGAUUUUGUUUAACACUUUUUUUAACACAUGUGUUAUUUCAUAGUGUUGAUGUCUUCACUAUUAUUCUACAAUGUAGAACAUACUAAAAAUAAAGAAACACCCUUGAAUGAGUAGGUGUUCUAAAACUUUUGACCGGUAGUGUAUAUCUGAAACAAAGGUUAGACUAUUAUGUGAGACAGAGACAUGUGCAGCAUGUGACCUCUCUAUAAAGAGGCUUUGGUCUGUCAGUUCCCUGCAAUAUACUGUACUUACCGGGAUGACUAUUAGGCCAGAGAGCCCUUGACCAGAUUCACUAGCUGCAGUAAUCAUGUGCCUAUGAACCAGAGUGAUACUGUUAGCACUGAGGCAGUGUGCGCUAGUAGGAAGUCCACUGUGUGCAGUUCACCCUGCACUAACAUAAAAAACAUGAGCAUGUUUACCUCUGAUAAGCUUCCCAGUAAAGCAAUAAAAACAAUCAAGCAUUCCAGAAAAGUGCUAAAAAUAGUCCAUGUUAACAUAUGUGACCGACCGGCUCGAUUCGGUCUUAUGUAGCAACAUUUGAAGUGUUUUUUUUUUUUUUUUUUUUACAUUGGCUCAAAGUAGAGACUAAGAGCUAGAAAAUGGUAUAUCAUACACUACAGUUGAGGAACAAUGGGGAAAGUAAUUCUGCUUUGAAAGUUGAUAAUUUUGUUAAACCUACUGGAGAGUUCUUCUUUGUCUACACCCAUUCAGCAUCGUUCACACCCUCUUAACCCAUCUCUUUAAGGAGUCACGUGAGGCCAUGUACUAAACAACCAAAGAUUUCAAAAUUAAAGGCUGGUUUAUAUUACGGGUGUGUUUGCAAAUUCAAUCUAGAGUGCCAGAGUGCGCUAAGGGUAAGCUUAGGGUGUUCGUAAACUCAGAGCGUUGUCAGCUUGUCUGUUCGUAAACUUAGAGCGUUUCGCUCUCUGAGUGUUCAGAGCGCACACUGGACGCUCUGGUCGAGGAGUAGGGUUGAUCCGAGCGUUCUGACCUCACAAUGGCAGUCAAGCACCCAAGCUAAGUGGCUAAAGUUGGCUAGUUUGCUAGCUACUUCCAGACACAAAUGAGAGAACACCUCACUCUGACCAUUUUACUCGCCCUAGUAGAGCGUUAGUGACUAACUGUGCUGCUGGCAACAAUUUAAUUACGCUUUUUUUCCAACGUUUACUGACACCGGCCAUAUUCAACGCGUGUUGAGUGUUCGUAAAUUCGUCAGUUAUUCUGCGCUCUGGCACACUCAGACGACUGUGCUCUGAAAUCAGAGUGAAUUUACCAGCUAUGUCAAUCAACAGUUGUAGCAGUGACAUCAUAAACAUUCUAUUGAAAUGGUUACUUGCAUAGUGGAGUCUUUUGUUUAGACAUGUAGCUAGCUAGUUAAACAAUUAACUAUAAUCCCAACUCAUAACGUUACUACCCUGCAUGAAUCUGCAGGUAACUAACCAACCAGGUUCAAUGUUAGCUAGCUAGCAAACAUUAGGCUAUAACUAGCAAUGCAAAUGGCUCUGAGAUACGAAUAAUAUUACUACACAGAUCAUACAUGUAAUGUUAGCUAGCGAACCAGCCAGCUAAUGUUAGCUAGCUAGCUAACAGUACGCUUUAACUUGAAAUGAAAACGACUUUCUGACAAAAUUAGAAACGUGUAAUAUCUGAAAAUGUAACUAGCUAGACUAUCUUACCCGUAUACAUGGAUGGACACUUCUCCCUCUGUCACGGAUGCCAUGGUUGCCCUUAGUUUGAAGAUGUAAUCCGGAAACAAGUGUUUUAUACAACAGCCUUCUAUGUGUUCUCUUUUCGACUCCCUCUGCAUAUUUGCAAACAAACACCAGAAUUUACUCCAUCUCCUUAGCUAUCAUUCUCUAAUUCCACCGGGCAUUCCACUGAUUUCAAAACUCGGUCCUCCAGAAAGUGGAGAGCAACACUUCUGCAGUUCUACUAUGUGAUAUCUUUCAAAAAAGCCGCUUUAGAAAGGAUUACCUACACAUACUGACCAGCUCAUGUUACAGACAGACGCGUGCUCCAUGGCAGACAAAUCCGAACUCAUCUCUCGGCACGUCCAGCCCAUCCAUUAUCUCAGCCAAUCAUGGCUAGCGGGAAGGUUCCUGUCUUUUUCCGUGGCUAAACCAACUUGGCUCGUAAUGUAACCAUUUUAUUCGUAUUUACAAAUGGCGUACAAGUUUGUUAUUAAGGCAAAUGAAAGAGCACAUGUUCCAGAAGGCAUUUCUGGCCAAAAACGCAUUUUGAUUUUUAAAAAAAGUUUACGUUCAAAUGGCUCUCCUGUGAAGUAGUGACGCACGAAGUAGUGAUUCCUGAAAUGAAUCACAUAUGUAGCUUAAGAAACAAGGUUCAUGAAAUCAAUAAUUUGCAAGUAACAGAUGACAUUCAUAUUCUGACAAUCUCUGAAACUCACUUAGAUGAUACAGUGGUAGCAAUACAUGGUUAUAAGUUCUACAGAAAAGGCAGAAAUACCAAAGGUGGUGUGGCCGUUUAUAUUCAGAACCACAUUCCUGUAAAGCUUAGAGAGGAUCUCAUGUUAAAUACUGAAGUAAUAUGGCUACAGGUUCAUCUACCUCACCUAAAGCCCAUUCUGGUGGGAAGCUGCUAUAGACCAAUAAGUGCUAACAGUUAGGAUCUGGAUAACAUGUGAAAUGCUUGAUAAUGUAUGUGAUAACAACUGAGAGGUAUAUUUUCUGGGAGAUUUUAAAUAUUCACUGGCUGCACAACCGAUUGGCAAACAUACUGCAAAUUGAGAAAUCGUGACUAAACUGAAUAAAAAUAAGAAGCUACACAAUGAAACAAAGAUAAAUGACAUAAAGAAUGAUAGUAAAAAGCUUUGGAGAACCUUAAAUAAAAUGUUUGCCAAAAAGGCCAACUCAGCGCCAUCAUUCAUUGAAUCAGAUGACUCAUUCAACCACAAAACCCACUGAUAUUGCCAACUACUUUAAUGACUUUUUUCAUUGGCAAGAUUAACAAACUUAGGCAUGACAGCAACAAACACUGACACUACACAUCCAAGUAUAGGUGUCUCCUGAGUGGCGCAGUGGUCUAAGGCACUGCAUCGCAGUGCUAGCUGUGCCACUAGAGAUCCUGGUUCAAAUCCAGGCUCUGUCGUAGCCGGCCGUGACCGGGAGACCCAUGGGGCGGCGCGCAAUUGGCCCAGCGUCGUCUAGGGUAGGGGAGGGAAUGGCCGGCAGGGAUGUAGCUCAGUUGAUAGAGCAUGGCGUUUGCAACGGCAGGGUUGUGAGUUCGAUUCCCACAGGGGGUAUGAAAAAAAAUUAAAAUAAUGUAAGUCGCUCUGGAUAAGAGCGUCUGCUAAAUGACGUAAAUGUAAAUGUAUAUCUGACCAAAUUAUGAAAGACAAGCAUUGUAAUUUUGAAUUCCGUAAAGUUAGUUUGGAAGAGGUGAAGAACCUAUUGUUGUCUAUCAACAAUAACAAGCCACUGGGGUCUGACAACUUGGAUGGAAAAUUACUGAGGGUAAUAACGGACGAUAUUGCCACUCCUAUUUGCAAUAUCUUCAAUUUAAGCCUACUAGAAAGUGUGUGCCCUCAGGCCUGGAGGGAAGCAAAAGUCAUUCCGCUACCUAGGAAUAAGGUUACCAACCCUUAGUAAACUUUUGGAAAUAAUUGUGUUUGACCAGAUACAAUGCUAUUUUACUGUAGACAAAUUGACAACAGACUUUCAGCACGCUUAUAGGGAAGGACAUUCAACAAGCACAGCACUUACACAAAUGACUGAUGAUUGGCUGAGAGAAAUUGAUGAUAAAAAGAUUGUGCGGUUUUUGACAUUAUCGAUCAUACAGUAGUCUGCUGCCGGAAAAACGUAUGUGUUAUGGCUUUACACCCCAUGCUACAUUGUGGAUAAAGAGUUACCUGUCUAACAGAAAACAGAGUGUGUUCUUUAAUGGAAGCCUCUCCAACAUAAUCCAGGUAGAAUCAGGAAUUCCCCAGGCCAGCUGUCUAGGCCCCUUACCUUUUUUCAAUCUUUACUAACGACAUGCCACUGGCUUUGAGUAAAGCCAGUGUGUCUAUGUAUGCAGAUGACUCAACACUAUACACAUCAGCUACUACAGCGACUGAAAUGACUGCAACACUUAACAAAGAGCUGCAGUUAGUUUCAGAAUGAGUGGCAAGGAAUAAGUUAGCCCUAAAUAUUUCAAAAACUAAAAGCAUUGUAUUUGGGACAAAUCAUUCACUAAACCCUAAACCUCAACUAAAUCUUGUAAUAAAUCGUGGAAAUUGAGCAAGUUGAGGUGAGUAAACUGCUUGGAGUAACCCUGGAUUGUAAACUGUCAUGGUCAAAACAUAUUGAUACAACAGUAGCUAAGAUGGUGAGAAGUCUGUCCAUAAUAAAGCACCGCUCUGCCUUCUUAACAGCACUAUCAACAAGGCAGGUGCUACAGGCCCUAGUUUUGUCGCACCUGGACUACUGUUCAGUCCUGUGGUCAGGUGCCACAAAGAGGGACUUAGGAACAUUUCAAUUGGCUCAGAACAGGGCAGCAAUGCUGGCCCUUGGAUGUACACAGAGAGCUAACAUUAAUAAUAUGCAUUUCAAUCUCUCCUGGCUCAAAGUGGAGGAGAGGUUGACUUCAUCACUACUUAUAUUUGUGAGAGGUAGUGACAUGUUUAAUGCACCGAGCUGUCUGUUUCGGACACCCAUGCAUACCCCAUAAGACAUGCCACCAGAGGUCUCUUCACAGUCCCUAAGUUCAGAACAGACUAUGGGAGGCUCACAGUACUACAUAGAGCCAUGACUAUGUGGAACUCUAUUCCACAUCAAGUAACUCAUGCAAGCAGUGUAAAAUGUGAUUUAAAAAAAACAGAUAAAAAUACACCUUAUGGAACAGCGGGGACUGUGAAGCAACACAAGCAUAGACACAUGCAAACACAUGAUAACAUACGCACUAUACACACACGUAUACAUGGAUUAUGUGUUGUAUAGUAGUGGCCUGAGGGCACACACUUAAUGUGUUGUGAAAUCUGUUGUGAAUGUAUUGUAAUGUUUUACAUUUUUUAUAACUGCCUUAAUUUAGCUGGACCCCAGGAAGAGUAGCUGCUGCCUUGGCUAAUGGGGAUCCAUAAUACAUACAAAUACUAGCUUGGGGGUUUGCAACAGUCUACCUUUUUGCUUACAACACAGCCCUGAAGGAGAUAGAACAGACAUGUGUGAGUAAGGUUCUCCAGAUGAUGUGUAGCCUAUUUCAUGCAUAAUAAGGAUGUUUUGACAGUGCACAUUUGAGCUCAUGUUCCCUCUCUCUGGUCUCCUUCAGGGCACCAAUGCCUCUGCUCUGGAGAAAGACAUUGGUCCGGAGCAGUUCCCAAUCAACGAACACUACUUUGGAUUGGUCAACGUAAGUGUCAUUCACUCUGUCCACUAGGUCACUACUGAGUCAUGUUUCCCAUUGGACAGGUGGUUGGUGUUAACACCUUUUAUGAGAAACAGGUUGUUUUGUUUGCUGGACUGCCAGUAAUGCUACCAUUGUUUAUGAAUGAUGUCUUUACACAGUUUUGAUGUCUCUGGCUGUCCCAGUUUCCCUGCUAUUCUAUUUCCGUUGGCUAAACAAAACAAAUCUCUGAGGAACUUCUGUUACCCAACUACUCUGUUAGCCAACCCUUCAGGUGGCUUCUGUUUAAUGACUUGAAUGUAAAAUAAAUGUUGAGCGGCUUCACUGCAGGUGGAUUGUAUGUAUAAAAAAAUAACCUUCAGAUGGAGAUUGUUGAUACUAAAAGCAGAGUUUGGCUAGCCGGGUUGCUGUCUCUGUUCAGCUAUUACAUUCCACUCCUUGCCACUCCUGUCAUUUGCCAAAAAGACUGGCCUUUGCAAUCUUCAAAUAUGAGCUCGAGGAGAUUAGAGGAUUUGAUCCUGAUUUGAUAGCCCUCACGUCUAUCACCCAAUCACAAUGUUUAUGCAAAUUAGACUGAUAGGAAAACGUUCUAACUUUUUUAUUGGAAGCAUUCUAAUAUUGGGCAUUCUGACAUAAUACAUUUAAUUGUAAACAUAACAUUGGACGUGGGGAGAACAGAGGAUUCCUGUUUAUUGCAUUUGUACCCUAUUUGUAAGUCGCUCUGGAUAAGAGCGUCUGCUAAAUGACGUAAAUGUAAUGUAAAUGUACCACCAGCCAAUGUGAUCACAUCACACCAGAAAUGCUCUCGCCAUUCAAAGUUCCCCGCCAGUUCAUUGUGAACGCUGUAGCCUAUUUUAUAUCCAGCAAGAAAGAGUGAGGGGAAAAAAGUAUUUGAUCCCCUGCUGAUUUUGUACAUUUGCCCGCUGACAAAGAAAUGAUCAGUCUAUAAUUUUAAUGGUAGGUUUAUUUGAACAGUGAGAGACAGAAUAACAACAAAACAUCCAGAAAAAUGCAUGUCAAAAAUGUUAUAAAUUGAUUUGCAUUUUAAUGAGGGAAAUAAGCAUUUGACCCCUCUGCAAAACAUGACUUAGUACUUGGUGGCAAAACCCUUGUUGGCAAUCACAGAGGUCAGACGUUUCUUGUAGUUGGCCACCAGGUUUGCACACAUCUCAGGAGGCAUUUUGUCCCAUUCCUCUUUGCAGAUCUUCUCCAAGUCAUUAAGGUUUCGAGGCUGACGUUUGGCAACUCGAACCUUCAGCUCCCUCCACAGAUUUUCUAUGGAAUUAAGGUCUGGAGACUGGCUAGGCCACUCCAGGACCUUAAUGUGCUUCUUCUUGAGCCACUCCUUUGUUGCCUUGGCCGUGUGUUUUGGGUCAUUGUCAUGCUGGAAUACCCAUCCACGACCCAUUUUCAAUGUCCUGGCUGAGGGAAGGAGGUUCUCACAUAAGAUUUGAUGGUACAUGGCUCCGUCCAUCGUCCCUUUCAUGCGGUGAAGUUGUCCUGUCCCCUUAGCAGAAAAACACCCCCAAAGCAUAAUGUUUCCACCUCCAUGUUUGACGGUGGGAUGGUGUUCUUAGGGUCAUAGGCAGCAUUCCCCCUCCUCCAAACAUGGCGAGUUGAGUUGAUGCCAAAGAGCUCCAUUUUGGUCUCAUCUGACCACAACACUUUCACCCAGUUCUCCUCUGAAUCAUUCAGAUGUUCAUUGGCAAACUUCAGACGGGUAUGUAUAUGUGCUUUCUUGACCAGGGGGACCUUGCGGGCGCUGCAGGAUUUCAGUCCUUCACGGUGUAGUGUGUUACCAAUUGUUUUCUUGGUGACUAUGGUCCCAGCUGCCUUGAGAUCAUUGACAAGAGCCUCCGUGUAGUUCUGGGCUGAUUCCUCACCGUUCUCAUGAUCAUUACAACUCCACGAGGUGAGAUGUUGCAUGGAGCCCCAGGCUGAGGGAGAUUGACAGUUCUUUUGUGUUUCUUCCAUUUGCGAAUAAUCGCACCAACUGUUCUCACCUUCUCACCAAGCUGCUUGGCGAUGGUCUUGUAGCCCAUUCCAGCCUUGUGUAGGUCUACAAUCUUGUCCCUGACAUCCUUGGAGAGCUCUUUGGUCUUGGCCAUGGUGGAGAGUUUGGAAUCUGAUUGAUUGAUUGCUUCUGUGGACAGGUGUCUUUUAUACAGGUAACAAGCUGAGAUUAGGAGCACUCCCUUUAAGAGUGUGCUCCUAAUCUCAGCUCGUUACCUGUAUAAAAGACACCUGGGAGCCAGAAAUCUUUCUGAUUGAGAGGGGGUCAAAUACUUAUUUCCCUCAUUAAAAUGCAAAUCAAUUUAUAACAUUUCUGACAUGCGUUUUUCUGGAUUUUUUUGUUGUUAUUUUGUCUCUCACUGUUCAAAUAAACCUACCAUUAAAAUUAUAGACUGAUCAUUUCUUUGUCAGUGGGCGAACGUACAAAAUCAGCAGGGGAUCAAAUACUUUUGUCCCUCACUGUAUACAGUACUAGUCAAAAGUUUGGACACACCUACUCAUUCAAGGGUUUUUCUUUAUUUUUACUAUUUUCUACAUUGUAGAAUAAUAGGGAAGACAUCAAAACUAUGAAAUAACACAUAUGGAAUCAUGUAGUAACCAAAAAAGUGUUAAACAAAUGAAAAUAUAUUUUAUAUUUGAGAUUCUUCAAAUAGCCACCCUUUGCCUUUGAUGACAGCUUUGCACACUCUUGGUAUUCCCUCAACCAGCUUCACCUGGAAUGCUUUAACAACAGCCUUGAAGGAGUUCCCACAUAUGCUUAACACUUGUUGGCUGCUUUUCCUUCACUCUGCAGUCCGACUCAUCCCAAACCAUCUCAAUUGGGCUGAGGUCGGGAGAUUGUGGAGGCCAGGUCAUCUGAUGCCGCACUCCAUCACUCUCCUUCUUGGUAAAAUAGCCCUUACACAGCCUGGAGGUGUGUUGGUUCAUUGUCCUAUUGAAAAACAAAUGAUAGUCCCGUUAAGCCCAAACCAGAUGGGAUGGCGUAUCGCUGCAGAAUGCUGUGGUAGCCAUGCUGGUUAAGUGUGCCUUAAAUUCUAAAUAAAUCACAGACAGUGUCACCAGCAAAGCACCCCACACCAUAACACCACCUCUUCCAUGCUUUACGGUGGGAACUACACAUGCAGAGAUCAUCUGUUCACCCACACCGCGCCUCACAAAGACACGGCGGUUGGAACCAAAAGUCUCCAAUUUGGACUCCAGACCAAAGGACAAAUUUCCCCCGGUCUAAUGUCCAUUGCUCGUGUUUCUUGGCCAAGCAGGUCUCUUCUUAUUAUUUGUGUCCUUUAGUAGGUUUCUUUGCAGCAAUUCGACCAUGAAGGCCUGAUUCACACAGUCUCCUCUGAACAGUUGAUGUUGAGAUGUGUCUGUGACUUGAACUCAUUUAUUUGGGCUGCAAUUUCUGAGGCUGGUAACUGUAAUGAACUUAUCCUCUGCAGCAGAGGUAAUUCUGGGUCUUCCAUUCCUGUUGUGGUCCUCAUGAGAGCCAGUUUCAUCAUACCGCUUGAUUGUUUUUGCGACUGCACUUGAAGAAACUUUCAAAGUUCUUGAAAUGUUCCGUAUUGACUGACCUUCAUGACUUAAAGUAACGAUAGACUGUCAUUUCUCUUUGCUUAUUUGAGCUGUUCUUGCCAUAAUAUGGACUUGGACUUUUACCAAAUAGAGCCAUCUUCUUUAUACCCCCACUACCUUGUCACAACACAACUGAUUGACUCAAACGCAUUAAGAAGGAAAGAAAUUCCAGAAAUUAACUUUUAAGAAGGUACAGCUGUUAAUUGAAAUGCAUUCCAGGUGACUACCUCAUGAAGCUGGUUGAGAGAAUGUCAAGAGUGUGCAAAGCUGUCAUCAAGGCAAAGGGUGGCUAUUUGAAUAAUCUCAAAUAUAAAAUAUAUUUUGAUUUGUUAAACAUUAUUUUGGUUACUACAUGUUUCCAUAUGUGUUAUUUCAUAGUUUUGAUGUCUUCACUAUUAUGUAAAAAUAAAGAAAAACACUUGAAUGAGCAGGUUUGUUCAAACUUUUGACUGGUAGUGUAUAUUAUUUUUUUACUGCUCAAAAUAAGUGACCAAACUACACUGAACAAAAAUAUAAACACAACAUGUAAAGUGUUGGUCCCAUGUUUCAUGAACUGAAAUAAAAGAUCCCAGAAAUGUUCCAUACGCACUGUUUAUUUCACUCAAAUUUUGUGCACAAUUUUGUUUACAUCCCUGUUAGUGAGCAUUUUUCCUUUGCCAAGAGAAUCCAUCCACCUGUCAGGUGUGGCAUAUCAAGAAGCUGAUGAAACAGCAUGAUUAUUACACAGGUGCACCUUGUGCUGAGGUCAAUAAAUGGCCACUCUAAAAUUUGCAGAUUUGUCACACAACAAGUUUUGAGGGAGCGUGCAAUAGGCAUGCUGACUGCAGGGAUGUCCACCAGAGCUGUUGCCAGAGAAGUAAAUGUUAAUUUGUCUACCAUAAGCCACCUCCAAUGUCGUUUUAGAGACUUUGGCAGUACGUCCAACCGGCCUCACAACCGCAGAUCACGUGUAUGGCAUCGUGUGGGCGAGCGGUUUGCUGAUGUCAACGUUGUGAACAGAGUGCCCCAUGGUGGCGGUGGGGUUAUGGUAUGGGCAGGCAUAAGCUACGGACAACGAACACAAUUUGCGUUUUAUCGAUGGAAAUUUGAAUGCACAAAAAUACCAUGACGAGAUCAUGAGGCCCAUUUUUUUUAAAGGUAUCUGUGACCAAUUAGGACCUAAUUUAUUUAUUUCAAUUCACUGAUUUCCUCAUAUGAACUGUAACACUGUAAAAUAAAUGAAAUUGUUGCAUACUGCGUUUAUAUUUUUGUUCAGUAUAUAUUGCUACUUCUGGGUAACACAUUGGGCAAGGCUACUGGUUCAAGAGCUAUAAGAGGAAUACAGAGAGGAUGGAAGAGAUGCCAGUGGAGAUGCAUGAAUUGUGCAAGAAGGGAACAGUGAGUGAAGACGGAGAUGUUCAAGUUAGAAGUUGAUUCAUAGGCUGGGCUAUAAAUCCACCACUCGUAUACGAGCCUAUAUAUUAGGCCUAGCUUACUACAGUGAAUUUAGGCGACCACCAUCUGUGCCAUGCAAGCGUAGAGACAAAAACAAUUCAAAAGAAGAUGACGAACAAGCUAUAAAGGAAAAAUACUGAUAAAAAAUAUUGUCAAAAAGAUACGCUAUAUCGCCAAAAAUAAUAUAUAACCGAUAUGUAACUGUAUGUAACCCCCCCCCCCCCCCCCCCCAUCACUAUGUCUAAUGUGGAUUGCUAAAAUAAUGACUAUGAUCAGAAUUCCUCAGUUUAAAUAUUAGGCCUAUGGGGACACCAUACAUUUGGCAGCCAAGCACGAGUUAUCACUGUAGCCUUUUAUCGUCUAGACAUUAUGUUAAAAUAUCUUCACGCCUAGAAUAAAAACGUCUAUGUCCAUUCAGAAAGUUUCCUAAAGUAGCCUGUCUGGAAUCCAUCUCUUUAAAAGAGAGGCGGGACAAAUAAUAGAACUGAAAUGAUCAUAACAACAUUCAUCAAGUUUUUGUACUUUUUACCCCUUUUUCUCCCCAAUUGGUAGUUACAGUCUUGUCCCAUCGCUGCAACUACCGUACGGACUCAGGAGAGGCGAAGGUCGAGAGCCAUGCGUCCUCCGAAACACGACCCUGCCAAGCCGCACUGCUUCUUGACCUGGAAGCCAGCCGCACCAAUGUGUCGGAGGAAACACCGUACAACUGGCGACCAAAGUCAGCGUGCAUGCGCCCAGCCCACCACAAAGAGUCGCUAGAGCGCGAUGGGACAAGGACAUCCCGGCCGGCCAAACCCUCCCCUAACCCGGAUGACGCUGGGCCAAUUGUGUGCCGCCUCAUGGGUCUCCCGGUCGCGGCCGGCUGCAACACAUCCUGGGAUCGAACGCGAGUCUGCAGUGACGCCUCUAGCACUGCGAUGCAGUGCCUUAGUCCGCUGCGCCCCUCGGGAGGCCCCCAACAUUUAAAAAAUGUAAGCAAGUCAUGAUGAUCAGCAUAUUGACGUGGAUGUCGAUUAAGGCAGCCCCCCGCACCUCUCUGAUUCAGAGGUGUUGGGUUAAAUGCGGAAAACACAUUUCAGUUGAAUGCAUUCAGUUGUACAACUGACUAGGUAUCUCCUUUACCUUUCCCAUAUGUGCGAGGAAUGAUGACCAGGUGCCAGUUUUGCAUUUCUUUCCUCUCAUUAGUGGGAUGCAACUGAAGCAAAUGUUGAAUCUUGUAGGCUAAUAUUUUCCAAAUCAUUAUUUCUCUCUCUCAUUACGGAGUCCUCUAUAGCCACUUUGAACAACAUAAUCUUCUCACAAGGGAAUGACUGCAGCAGGUGAUAACGGUAUCGUUUGUUGUUCUUAAAAUUAUAAUUCUAUAUUGCGCCAAAUUUGCGCGCACCCCAUGUUCCAUAACGUUGUCAUGGAACAUAUUAAUGAUGUUUCCAACUACCAAUCAGCAACUGCACCGUAAAUCUGGCUGCAUAUUAAAUGUUAAGGUUGCCCGAAAGACCAGUCUCUGGCAAAUGACAGGAGUGGAACGUUAGCUAAAAAGACUGGUACCAGGACUAGUCUGGCUAAACUAAAUUAAAAUUCAUCCAUUUAUCUGAUGGCUGCUGUGCAGUCUGGCUCUGACAUAUCCCUUUUUAUGUGUAAGAGCACUCAUCUCACCUUGUUUUUACAGUCUUGCACCAAGUCUCUAUUGGAGGUGACGGUCAUGAAUCUUCUCUCCGUUUUCAAUGUUAAUUUUUCCGGUCCUCAAACACAGUGUUAAAAAUCUCACGCUCUCUUUUUCUAUUUGUCCCUGCCGGGUUGGCCCCCUCAGUUUGGCAACACUUGUUACUGUAACUCGGUGCUUCAGGCCCUGUACUUCUGCCGGCCCUUCCGGGAGAACGUGCUGGCCUACAAGGCCCAGCAGAAGAAGAAGGAGAACCUGCUCACGUGUCUGGCAGACCUCUUCCACAGCAUCGCCACCCAGAAGAAAAAGGUGGGAGUCAUCCCGCCCAAGAAGUUCAUCUCACGCCUGCGCAAGGAGAAUGGUGAGGGACACUACACCAAACCCAAAUACAAUUACUGUCUGCCAGGGACUGUCUGGGAGAGGGCUGAGGCUGGGGACAAAUACACUAGAGGACUAUGGUGUAAUAGCCUCAUAGCUUCCAUUUUGUAUCGGUUGUCAUAUGAUUGUUCUUGGUAGUAUUGGUAGUAAGUCAAACUGACUGUGUUGAUCGGUUUCAGACCAGCGUUUAGAGGUUUCAGACUGCUGAGACCAGUUGUCUUGAAUCAAUCGUUUUCAGGACAGCAUGUUUUGAACUGGGGAUUGGGAUAGGGCUAGAGAGGCAAUGGAAGUGUUUUUGACAGGUGAUUGUGGGGUGAAGGGCAGGUGCGUGUGGCGGUGCAGACGUUCAGAGCAUGGAACUGGAAUAGAAGCAGGUUGUUGUUCUCAGGAAGCUCUCUCUAUUAAUGAACAAUGAACAUCUAUGUGUGGACUAAGGACUGGUCAGCUGCCUUCUCUCCUUCAUUCUCUCACUUUCACUCUCACAUUCUCUCUCUCCUGCUCUCCAACUUCACUUUUCACACAUAUCUGAUUUGUGUGUGCAUGCAUGUUAAUUGAUCUGCCUUGAUUCACCUUGACCAGGACUGUUGACUGACUGAUCACCUUUCUACACAGUUGCCCUAAAAGCCCCUGUCCUCUGUUUCUCCCCCUACAGACCUGUUUGACAACUACAUGCAGCAGGACGCCCAUGAGUUCCUCAACUACCUGCUGAACACGGUGGCAGACAUCCUGCAGGAGGAGAAGAAGCAGGAGAAGCAGAACGGCCGCCUCAAGAACAACGGCACCACCGUCACCACGGAGACGGAGCCCGAGAACAAGCCCACAGAGCCCACCUGGGUGCAUGACAUCUUCCAGGGAACUUUGACCAAUGAGACGCGAUGCCUCAACUGUGAGACGGUGAGUCAGGGCUGGUGUAUCCUGUAGAGUGGUUUAUGGGGUAGAGGGUUUUAUGGAGCCUCGCAAGCUGCCUGAUCUCGCAAGUUUACAUCCGUGCAGCGAAACAUUCAUGUAAGCUCGCGAGAUCAGGCGGCUUGCGAGGCAGGCGGCUUGCGAGGCUAGGUUUUAUGUUCUCUGGCAGUGAUUGAAAUGGGUGGUCCUAAUUCGACCAAGUCAUGUGGGACAUAAACGCUUAUGUAAGAAUACUUUAUUGAUUGGAAAUGUGUCUCUUGUUUUUUUUAACUCAACCUCCUUUGUCAGCAAUGUUGGUAAUGCUUUGACAAUCCACUACCAGGGCUUGGCUAAAUGACUGUCUCCCACAAAGAGAUUAGCUCUGUCUGUAAUAGUAAGCUCUCAGCUCUGACGGAUGUCCUCCAAUCAGCCCCCACAGGCUGUGGCAUAGGCCUGUCACUCGCUCUGUCUGUACCUGUGACGCAGGAGGUAUUGGUGCUCAGAGAGGAAGAGCAGAGAGAGGGAGGUAGAGAUUGGCCCUGAACAACCCUCUUCACCACGCUACAGGCACUGUGCUUCUCACUCACACUGAUACUUGCAACCCUAUCAACACAUCAAAGAGACUCGCUCUCUCAUCUCGUGUGCCGGUGUGUGGUCAGGUCACAGAGCAGGAGCAGCAUCAGUGCCUUUCAGCACGUGAAGAGGCCAGUACACUGACUCAUCUCAUCUGUGUGUUUCUCCUUCCCCCUCUCUCUCUCUCUCUCGCACAGGUGAGCAGCAAAGAUGAGGACUUCCUGGAUCUGUCUGUGGACGUAGAGCAGAAUACAUCAAUCACGCACUGUCUUAGGUAAUAUUGACCUGUUACCUGGUACCUUUCUGUACCAUAACUGCUCCCUGUAUCAACCUUACUGACGCAGUCCCCUCUGUGUGUUUUGUGUUCCCCAGGGACUUCAGUAACACAGAGACCUUGUGCAGUGAAUACAAAUACUACUGUGAGACAUGCUGCAGCAAGCAGGAGGCCCAGAAACGGUCAGUACACAACACGCUCCCACUUAGAUUGGGUGUGUAUGACUGCGGUAUCUUUUAGUCUUUGCCUAUCUGUAUAUAACUCCUGUAUGUCCCUGUAGGAUGCGGGUUAAGAAGUUGCCUAUGAUCCUGGCCCUGCACCUGAAGCGGUUUAAGUACAUGGAGCAGCUGCACCGAUACACCAAGCUGUCCUAUCGGGUCGUCUUCCCUCUGGAGCUCCGCCUUUUCAACACCUCUGGAGACGCUACCAACCUCGACCGCAUGUACGACCUGGUCGCUGUGGUCGUCCACUGUGGCAGGUAGGGGUCACAAACACAUACACACAUGUCUAUUUUAUACUGGACAAAAAUAUAAACGCAACAUGCAGCAAUUUAAAAUAUUUUACAGAGUUACAGUUCAUAGAAGGAAAUCGGUCAAUUGAAAUAAAUAAAUUAGGUCCUAAUCUAUGGAUUUCACAUGACUGGGCAGGGGCGCAGCCAUGGGUGGCCUGGGAGGGCAUAGGCCCACUCACUUGGGAGCCAGGUCCACUCACUGGAGAGACCGGCCCAGCCAAUCAGAAUUAGUUUUUGUCUCUGGCAACAGCUCUGUUGGAAAUCCCUGCAGUCAGCAUGCCAAUUGCACGCUCCCUCAACUUGAGACAUCUGUGUCAUUGUGUUGUGUGACAAAACUGCACAUUUUAGUGGCCUUUUAUUGUCUAUUGUCCUCAGCACAAGGUGCACCUGUGUAAUGAUCAUGCUGUUUAAUCAGCUUCUUGAUGCCGCACCUGUCAGGUGGAUGUAUUAUCUUGGCAAAGGAGGAAUGCUCACUAACAGGGAUGUAAACAAAUUUGUGCACAAAAUUUGAGAGAAAUAAGCUUUUUGUGCGUAUGGAACAUUUCUGUGAUCUUUUAUUUCAGCUCAUGAAAAAUGGGACCAACACUUUACAUGUUGCAUUUUAUAUUUUUGUUCAGUAUACAUACAGCACCUUUCGACACACAUUCUUAUGCAAACACACUUACUCGUAUCCGAACAAACUUGUACCUUGUACUUAGCAAAGACUUUAUUGUCAUAUCCCUGCUUUCCCCUUCUUUCUUCCUCAGUGGACCCAACAGAGGACACUACAUCACCAUAGUGAAGAGUCACGGCUUCUGGCUGCUGUUUGAUGAUGACAUCGUGGAGGUUUGUGUCACAGUCAUACUGUUCUUGUUUGUUGGCCAGCACACCUGUUUAUAUGCCUCAUACAGCAUGUUUCAUCAUUUGUUGUCUCCCUCUCUGGUUUGUUCAGAAAAUCGAUGCCCAGGCCAUCGAGGAGUUCUAUGGGCUGACGUCAGACAUCUCCAAGAACUCAGAGUCUGGAUACAUCCUCUUUUACCAGUCCAGG